This is a messenger RNA of Arachis ipaensis, 2196 nucleotides long. RefSeq lists its product as uncharacterized. The record is from RefSeq and is a predicted model, not a curated record. NCBI's taxonomy places the organism in Eukaryota, Viridiplantae, Streptophyta, Magnoliopsida, Fabales, Fabaceae.
AUUUGUCUUUGACGGUGUAAAGGCAAGGAAUAAAAAAAAAAGCAUUAGAUUUGCUCUCACACCUUUUUCUUCAUUCCCUCCUUCAUGACCCUUCUUUCCUUCUCUUUUUUGUUUUUAAUUUUCUCAACCUUAGCUUCUAAGUCUGCUCUCCUCCUUCUCCAAUCUCUUCCUCAAAUAUUCUCUCUCCUUUCUUUGCAUUCUUUCCCUUCCCUUUUCCAAUGGCAUGUGCAAAUGCAAUCCACACUAAACACCAAAAACUAGCACCAGAAAAAAACCAAGAUGACCCCAACAAGUUCUAUUACCAUUUUCUCUACAAAGCAGCCUUAGUUGCAAUCUUCUUCGUUAUCCUUCCUAUGUUUCCUUCACAAGCUCCUGACUUCAUCAACCAAUCUCUGGUAACAAGAAACUGGGAACUCCUUCACAUACUGUUUGUUGGUAUUGCAAUCUCUUAUGGCCUCUUCAGCCGUAAAAAUGAUGAGAAGGUGGAGAAAGAGAACAAUGGAACCAAGUUCGAUAACGCGCAGACGCUUGUUUCGAGGUUCCUUCAGGUGUCUUCGUUCUUCGAGGACGAAGCUGAAAUAACCCCUUCUUCUUCUUCUUCUUCUUCUUCUGAUGAAAGCACCACCACCACUACCAGCAGCAACAAAGUGCAAACUUGGAACAAUCAACACUACAGGAAGGAGCCUGUGGUGGUUGUGGCAAAUCAGCAACAACCAGCACAAUAUCACUCUAAUUUCGAAAACAAGGGUGGUGGUGGUGGUGGUGGCAGUGGCGGCUUCGCAAGUGGUGAAGGCUCGAGAAUUAUUGGGGAGAAGCCUCUGCUUUUGCCGGUUCGAAGCUUGAAGUCUCGUUUAUGUGAUGAUCCACAUGUUGAUUAUGCUGAUGAAAUUGCUAAACCUGUUAAUGGAACAACAACAAGCUCUGUGUGUCUUAAUAGAUCAAAUUCUAAUAGCAACAAGACAAUAGUGUCCAAAAGAUUCUCACCAAGUAAUUCAAUGAAGACUAGAAAUGGUGAACUUGAAGGUCCCGGUAGUCCAAGAAUUGUGGAAAACACGAAGGACAGUAAUGUUGUGCUUCCAUCUCCAAUUCCAUGGAGAUCAAGGUCAGGGAAAGAAAUUGAAACCCCAACUGCUCAGUAUCCUUCUUCAAUGGAGGAAUCUGAGUUCAACAAGGUGGAAUCAAGAUCAGUGAUGAGGUCCCAAACUUAUUCACGUUCAUCAAGAACAAGUCCCGUUUCAUCUGCAGAGUCAGUUGCAAAGAACUCUGAGAAGGUGAUGAGGAAGGUGGUGUUCUGCAAGUCUUGUCCUCCUCCGCCGCCUCCACCGCCGCCCAUGUUCCAGAAAUCAGUCUCUAUGAAACCAUCAAGGUACGGUUCUUCAUUCAGUGGAAGUGGUAGUUCCUUUGAUAAGGAAUUGAAGAGGAGCUUCACAAGUGAAGGGAGAAGAACUUUUAUUGCUGAUAAUAAUAUUAAUAAUAAGAAUAAAAUCAAGAACAUGGGUUCUUUCUCAAAGAGCAAAGAGGUCAAAGAACAAUUUGACUAUCAAGAACCAAGAAGAAAGAGUAACAAAACAGGUAUGGGAUAUGAAAAUAAAAUGUCUUUUAGAACUGACAAAUUCAUGCCAGAGGCAAAAGCUCCAACAACGGAAUUAGCAGAGGAAGAAGAAGAGGAGAAAGAAGAAAGCUUCCUAGACAAGGGGAUGAUGGAAAAUGAUCAUUAUGAUGACGAGGACGAUGACGAUGAUGAGUCCUCAGAAUAUGAAGAUGAAGAUGUUGCUAGAAAAGCAAGGAUGAUGCAGAAAGAGAAAGUGGAAAAUCUACCACCACAUGUUGAAGAAGCUUCAAAGACUGAAGAAGAGGAGGAAGAAGAAAGUGCAGCACCUUCUUCUGACGUAGAUAAGAAAGCUGAUGAGUUCAUAGCCAAGUUUAGGGAGCAAAUAAGGCUUCAGAGAAUCGAGUCCAUCAAGAGGAGUACAAGGACUACUAGGAAAUCUUCAAGGUAAAGUUAAAAAAAUAUGUUGAAGAUCCUUAUUAUAUAAUAGAGUUAUGAGAUGUUAUUAAAAAGAGUGGAUGUUUUGUUUCCACAGUUUUAUUAAGCUUGUAAUUUAAUUUGGAUUUGGAUUUGGAUUCUUCUCCUAUUUACGGAUUUACCAACUCCCAAAAAAUUUUAUAAUCACGGAUAUACUGACAUAAAUUUAA